AUUUCCACUAAUAAAGUAACAACAGUAUCGCGAUAUUCUCUAAUGGCAUAACACAAUUCAAAAUCUCGGUCUGAGUCAUUCAUUAACCAAUCAUUCUCUUACCUGAAUGAAUGAAAGCAUGCAAUUAGUUUACUUAAGGUUAAGAGUAUAGACGAUGUCUAAUCUAUGUUCCUAGUAGUUUCAUGGGCCAGUCAGUCUCUUAUAAUGGACAGCGAGAGUGAAGAUAGUUUCGAACUUUCCAGUAACUCUGGUAACUCCAGCAAUGCAGGAGACGGUAGUGGCGUCUCUAUCAUUGAUCUUACUCGGUCACAAGCCCUAAAUUUAUAUGUUAGCCAUGCAUUUUCAACUUGGAACGCUCGUGGUUACGAGUUUGCCACGAUUCUCUUCACCGCAUCGGCAUAUCCGGAUACCCUCGUAGCAGCUGCUCUUCGCAUGAUCAUAGUAUAUUUUGCCAUGAUCUUACUUUCUGGUUCUGUCGGACGAUGGGUUCAACAUUCGCCUAAUAGACUUCGUACUCUGCUUUCGACCAUCAUCUGCAACCGGGGCUCCGUCAUCGUUGGCUCGUUUUUCUGGAUCCUGAUAUUGAGCCAGGAAGACCUCGUUGGGCGUGAGGCUACCUUCGUAUUGCCCAAGAAUGCGCUGCUCAAAGGCCUUGGAUUCACCGUCGCCGUAACAUUUGGUAUUAUCGAGCGCUUAAGCGCUUCCGGUAAUCUUAUAUCGAUGGAGCGAGAUUGGGUAGUCACCGUGGCCGCCCCGGCCGGCAGACCAUACGACCUGACGCAUCUAAAUGCAGUCAUGCGGCGGAUCGAUCUUGUAUGCAAAUUGAUUUCCCCCAUCUUAAUCGCAGCUGUCAUUUCAGUCCUUGGAUCGAUCCGCUUGGGCGUUGUAUUCACUGGCCUAACAAGCCUACUGUGCAUCCCAAUCGAAGUCUUCUCUGCUAAGAGGGUUUGGAAUAGUAGCCCCUUGCUGCAAGCACCACGUGCGAUGCCCCCAUCCGAACCCCCGCUAACUCAAACAACACCGACGCCAUGGCUAGCUAAGACCCGGCAGUAUACUCAUGGUUUUGAAUUAUAUUUUAGUACGACGGUCUGGAUCCCGUCAGUUGCCUUAGCACUUCUACACUUUAACAUGUUGACAUGGCGCGCAACCUUCAUCACAUAUUUGAUCAAUGCAGGGUACUCCCUCAACAUCAUCACCCUGGCUCGGGCUCUCGGCUCCUUGUUUGAGAUUACUAGCACAGUCAUUACGCCGCGCGGUAUUGUGUACAUGGGAAAGGCACAUCAUCACGCCAACUCGUCGUCGAUGGAUGAACGCGACGAAGCGGAAGUUGGCUUAAUCGGCAGUGAUCAUGGAGGAAAUCGUGACGUCGAAACAAUAAUUGGACUGCAGCGUCUUGGCCUUUGGGGUAUGAGCUGGCAGCUCGUAAAUACGUUCCCUGUAGUUCUUUCAUUGUGGAUGAUCUCAUCGCAAAGUGACCCAAGUGAAGGCCUAUCUACAUUUGCUCGAGGAAUUACCGGAAUCGCCUCUAAGCAAACUUCGCCUAACGUGGGUUGGAGCAUAGUCUUGUUCUCAUUCCUGGCCUUUUCGAGGCUUGGGGUAUGGAUCUUCGACCUUACAACCCAGCAACUGACACAGACGCUUGUGGCACAACAUCAACGCUCGAGUUUUGCUGGAACAGAAAACUCAGUGGUGAACAUUUUUGAACUGCUCGGUGCCAGUGCUGCUAUCGCCUUCCCUCGCACCGAGCAGUACAGGUGGCUUGCGCUGGCGAGCCUUAUGACGGUGAUUGUAAGCUGGAUAAUGUAUGCUUUCUGGGUGCGUCGAGAAAGGGGCCACUUGGUUCACUGGGAGAAACUAGCUCAGGGGUUUUGUUCCAGUGGAAGGAACUGGUAACGGCUACGUCUAGUGUAAAGAAGAAAUAUCCAUAUUCUACUAAGUGAGAUAGGGGGCAAAAUUUCGGAUGGAACGCGCGUUCCGUGAGUGUUGGAUAUUUUCAAGUGGUCAUCAGAAGAGAUGAAAAUUCAUAUGACAGUGUAAACCGUCACGGAGCUAUCGCUGGUUUAAUACUAGGUACUUACUCGAGAUCGAAAUCGCACAUUAUCGAGUAAUUCCACGCAGAAAACAUGAAACUGUUUUCUAUCUCAUGAUAUAUUUCUGCCGAAAACCGACUUUAUUGCCCCUG
Annulohypoxylon maeteangense is the source of this 2182-nucleotide messenger RNA. RefSeq lists its product as uncharacterized. Gene Ontology annotation, cellular component: membrane. Gene Ontology annotation, molecular function: iron ion transmembrane transporter activity. Gene Ontology annotation, biological process: iron ion transmembrane transport. The coding region runs from base 166 to 1893 and encodes 575 amino acids. NCBI's taxonomy places the organism in Eukaryota, Fungi, Ascomycota, Sordariomycetes, Xylariales, Hypoxylaceae. The record is from RefSeq and is a predicted model, not a curated record. The transcript is spliced from 4 exons.